CUUUUUAUUUCUAAUGGAGAAUGAAGGAAUCUCAUCGUUAUAUCGUUAUGCGUCAUUGUAAUUUUUAUUACACAUUCACUGUAUUAGACUAGAAAUAUUAUAUUUUUUCAAAUUCAAUUUACUUUUGUCAGAUUCAUUAGUCAUUACUAAUCUCAUCUCAUAAGGGUCAUUUCAACAUAAUGGGCCUUUUUGGGAAGUCAGGACCUACCGAUCCUAAAGAGCAGGUCAAUGAAUGGUGUCACAAAAUCAGAAAGGAAGGAUAUCAGCUUGAUAGACAAAUUAGAGCUAUUCAAAGGGAAGAAGAAAAAGUAAAGCGGUCUCUCAAAGAGGCAGCGAAGAAAGGAGAUAAAUCCGUAUGCAUAGUUUUAGCGAAAGAAGUGGUUCGUGCCCGGAAAGCUAUCAAUAAAAUCUAUACAUCUAAGGCUCAUCUAAACUCAAUUCAAAUGCAGAUGAAGAAUCAAUUAGCAACAUUACGAGUAGCUGGGUCUCUCCAGAAGUCGACUGAGGUGAUGCAGGCAAUGCAGCGACUCAUCAAGGUACCUGAAGUGGCAGCUACCAUGAGGGAAAUGUCCAAAGAAAUGAUGAGGGCUGGUAUAAUUGAGGAGAUGCUGGAAGAUACAAUGAGCUCAAUCGAAGAUCCUGAAGAGAUGGAAGAAGAAGCUCAGGAGGAAGUAGACAAGGUGCUAUGGGAGUUGACGGCGGGAGCCCUAGGCCAAGCGCCGGCCGCCGUCACGGACAACUUGCCGGCCGGAGCGUCGAGGGACGCCGCCGCUGCCUCCAUAGACGUCGACGAUGAACAGGAGCUCGAAGAGAUGCAGAGCCGCUUGCAAGCACUGCGCAGCUAGUGAUUCUAGAACGCCCAUCAGGAGCUGACUUGCUGCUGACAAACAGGCCUGCCAACAAUGAGUGUCAUUCAUACUCUACAAGGCAUUCUCAUGUCUGAGUUUUAGUGCUAAAUACUCUCAGUUGGUGGCCCUGUAAAAUACUAGAAACAUAACGCAUUUCUAUAGUGAGGUCCACGUUAUAAUGUCAGUGAAGAAAGAUAGAAGGACAACGUUGCCAAGUCUCUUAAAUUGACUCCAUUUUGCCACUGAGUAAACACAGCUGUUCUAAUAUUAGUUUUCAUUUCCUUGAUAAAAUAAUAAAUUUCAUGUCAAAUAUUAUCUAAAUUUAUCAAUAAAAUAUAUUUUUUCAUAAUUUGAUUCAAAACUUUGCUUUCAUAACUGAGAUCAGAUUUUUAUUUUCAUACAAACCUGGAAUAGCGACUAAUUGAAAAAACUGUGAUAGGCCAAGUUUGAACUUCAAAACAACAGAAAUUAAGUUAUUCGGUGGGUAUUCUAUUCCAAUUUAUUUUUUAAAUAAUCGAAAAAUAGAAAUCCUAUUUAUAAUAAGAUAAUUUCAAUUGAAAAAAUUCUGAAUUAGCCGUUCAAUAUUAUUCAUACUGGUACCAGUAGGCCUAACCUAUACUGGUAGGCUAAAGCUGCGUUCACACCAAAGUUAAUAACAAAAUGCUAAUAACUUAAUUCUUGUAGAUUCUAUUAGAUUGAACAUAACUUAUCACACACAUGAUAAGCAUAUGUGUUUGUCAAGUUACGUUCAAUCUAAUAGAAUCUAUAAGGAUUAAGCUAUUAACAUUUUGUUAAUUAAAUUAACUAAAAUUAAAUUUCAGUUUAAAAUUAAAUUAACUAAUUAAGUUAUUAACAUUUUGUUAAUAACUUCGGUGUAAACCCAGCUUAACUGAAGCAUGAACAAAGUCUAGGAUGGUCAAAGUUAUCAACUUUUAAAUUGUCAUUUGAGGUAUAAUUCGUGUUUCUUAUAUGGUAAUGUGUAAAAAUUAUUUCAUUUAUUCAAAAAUACAUUUUAAAUCAAUUAUAUGACUUGUAUAGCCUACUGAAGUAUUUUGGUAGAAUGAAGAAAAAACAUGGCAGCUGAGAAUAAUUGUUUGUUUGUUUUAGUCAUUGUCAAAAUUAAAAAAUUCUGAAAACCUUGCAAAGCUAGAGAAAGAUAGCGCUUAAGAUUUAUAGAUUAAUCUGCUUUGUUAGUAUGUUAGACAAGGAUAGCAAAACUAUUGUAUAUCGUAUACUGCCAUUAUUACGUGAAUCUCACGAUAAUAGAUACUGCUUUCUUCUUCAAAAUGUCUGCCUGAUUUCAGCUCUUGAUGAGCCAUCAAAAUAAUAAUUUUUGUGCACCUGCUGUCUAGUGCAACAGGAUUUAUACUUUUAAAAAAUACAUGAAACUUAAAAUCAUAUUUUUAUAUAAGGGGAAAAUAACCUAGUGAUAGAUAAGACAUACAAAAGAAAAUUAAUUACAUUUGUUUGUGAUAGGGAUUAUCUCGAGAUAGAAUAAAUAAUUAUGUUUCAUUAUAUAUUUUGAUGUAUCUUUCACGUUUCAAUUUGUUUUGUUGAUUAAAAAUCAUAUUUGUAAAUAAAAAUGUUGACUAAACAUAAAAAUUUGUAAAUGUUUCUUAUUUAAUGUAUUUAUCUAGUAUCCUUGACGCUUGACACUGUGCACCAGGCUUUUGGUAAUUUUCUACCAAUGGCAUUCUGCAAAGUAUAAGAUUUUGAUGCUAUUUUUUCAAGUUACCAGAAUGGAUUAAAUUCCCAAGGAAAAUUGAAAAUUUUAAUAUUCAAUUGAAAUUAGAUUGAUCAUAAAAUAGAACUUUUAUCAUAUCCAAAUCUUAUACUUUGAAAAAUGUCAUUAUUAUAAUUAUGUUAUAGGUUUAAAUUAAUAAAAACAAUAUAAAAACUUGUAGUACCCUUUAUUAAAAACUUUAAAAUAUUUUAUUAAUUUGAACAAAAUAAGCGAAGUGAUUUUACUAUAGGUUUAAUAUUGUAACUUAUCUGAUAUGUAUCUGCAAAUUUGAAUCUGUGAUAACUCACAGAUUAACUAAUACUUUCGUCACAAAAGUAUUAUUUUGUUUUAUAUGGCUUUGUUGUAAAUUUGAAUCCAAUAUGUCUUCAAUGUAAGCUUACUAGGCAAAUCACCCCACACUUUUAUCAAUAUUUUUCGUAUGCAUCUUUUCUGGUGAGUGGUGAUAAAUGAAUGAUCCUACAGUUGAAGAUGGACUCUAAACUACUAGAAAACCAUUUCUUAUCAAUUAUUAUUAUAAAUUCUGAUGAUAGAAAUAAGGUUAUUAUUGUCUUGUUUAUAGCCUUAAUGUUAAAAUGAUAUUUAAUGACAUUAUGUGGUAAAUAAGCAGUUCCUGUAUUUUUUGAAGGUAUGUGCUUCACUCAAGUGCAGUAGCAUAUUUUUAUUUUUUGUAAAGAUUUUUGAAUUUUAGUUUUUGGCAAAUAAAUAAAUUCAUCCAUUCAUGCUGAAAUUACUGAUUUGUAUUGCACUGCAACAAGGCUAAUAAUGAUAUUUCCCUAUAUUAAUUAUAAGAUCACUUACAAGUGCAUGCUUUUACAUUUUUGCAGGGAGCAAAGGAUUUAUCAGAGAUUGUGAGUUACACAAUUUUUUCAGUAUAUAAUUUAUUGUUUUUUCGUACGAUCAAAAUUAAUUCACAUUCAAUGUAAAAAAGUUUGAUUAAAUGAGGCUUAUUCCGAUUAUGUAAUCAUUGUUGAAAUAUAUCAUGGCAACUUGUUUUCAAAAAAUGUAAACUUUCUGAAAAUACAAAAUAGUAAUGAAACUUUUACAAUACAGUGUACAAUCUACUCGAUAGUGUAAUCAAACAAUCUGAAUCAAUAAUUUAUAUUGCUUUGUCUUUGAUAUAAUAAUACUUUUAGUUCAACAUGGUUGAGAAAAUUUGGUGAUAGAUGAAAUCCAAAUAAUGAAAUUCAUAUAAUGAAAUGAAUUCCAUUAUAGUGUUGAAUUAUCUACACUAAGGUGUGAUUUCCAUAUUGAGAAAAUUAAAGUUCAACCAUUUGAUUUCUUAACAGAAUUAGAACGUUAACUCAAUAUUGCAAAGCCAGUUAUGAUGUAUAAUUAUCAUUAAACCAAUAGAAUUCAUCAGUGAUUAUCAAUAAUAGAUUAGUGUGCAGUAGGCUAUGAACAGGAGACACAAAGACACCAGUUUUUAAUGAAAUUUAAUUGAAUAAUUAUUUGAAUUUGAAAUAGUCAACAAUAAUAAUUACUGAAUCAGUACUUUAUGAUUCUAUAGACCAUAAAUUUAAUAAUAGCGAAAAAGUAGAUAAAUUUUUCAACACCAGGUGUUCAAAAAGCCGGCUCGAUAUUUUUUACACUUCAGGAUCAGAAUAAUUUGACAGUGUGACUGGGAUCUUACUGAAAUUUAAAAUCACUACUUCCAGGUGACUUGAAAAUCUUGGUCCUCCAUAUAAACUAUACAUUUUAAGUUGAGUCAAUCACACCUCCUAUCGUCAAAUUAUCCUUGUGUAAGAAAUAUCUUCCUUUCUUAGAUGUUUUGUACACUCUAUACAACACCAGAGAAAGAAAUAAUUAUAUAAAUGAAUAAAGAUCAUGCCAAGCCUAUCUAUUACUGAUUAUGAGGUCCAAUUGACAAAUAAUAGAAUUAGUGAUUUGUUUUCACUGGUGAAGAGAGCUCUUCCAUAUUCACAUGCAAUGAUUGCAUAUCUACAGAUUUUUAUGGAGAUAUCUACAAUAAUACUUCUUUUGGGUCAGUUUCAAUUAAGACAAUAUAAUAUAUUCGGCUGAGCAAUGGGGGAUUGGCUGUGACACAAUGAAUUUGUCCAAUUGUUGUAAAAUGCCAUUGUUAGUACAUACUUAUAUAUUUGCCGCGCCAUAGUAUUUUAUUUGAUAUCGUAUGAGUUUUUUGAAAUCUAUUGUAAUUGUUGUAUGCAUGUACAGUUUUUUCUGAUGAAUAAAUAAUGACUUAAUUAUCAUUAUCA
Messenger RNA from Nilaparvata lugens (brown planthopper), 4805 nucleotides. RefSeq names its product charged multivesicular body protein 3 (gene Vps24). The coding region runs from base 180 to 845 and encodes 221 amino acids. NCBI's taxonomy places the organism in Eukaryota, Metazoa, Arthropoda, Insecta, Hemiptera, Delphacidae. Gene Ontology annotation, cellular component: ESCRT III complex; multivesicular body. The transcript is spliced from 7 exons. Gene Ontology annotation, biological process: late endosome to vacuole transport; protein transport; endosome transport via multivesicular body sorting pathway. The record is from RefSeq and is a predicted model, not a curated record.